AUGACCUCGCUUGAGGCAAUCGGCAGCGGCUUGAACAUUAGGGUCGGCAUGGUCGGUGAUGUAGUUAAGGAACUUUUGGAAAGUUGCAAAAAGUCCGGGGCGAUUGAAGUCUUUGGAUUGUGGAUGACCAGCGAAGAGGGCGUGGAGGAGAAGUGCGAGGAACAGGACGUCCGACGAGUAGUUGAAGCAGACGGCAAUGAAUUUCGCCUAUGGGUUGACGAGAAGUACUUGAUCGACGACCGUGACAUACCACAUUCAAAAGCCAGCGACCUGCCGGAUGUCUUCACAAGUUAUCGCAAAUCUGUAGAGCCUUUACGAAAUGCGCCUCGCCGCGUCCUUCCAACGCCAACCCGGCUUCUGCCACAACCACCUGAUGUGCCGUCCCAGUCGUCUCCUUUCUCUAUCCCAACAUCUUUGGACAGUAUCAUCUCGGCCCUCCAUAAGCCAAUCACUUCCGCACCAUUCGUCAAAAACGAACCGUCAUCGAUACCAUGCGGAACCAAAUCGGCCCAUCCAUUCCAUGGUGGUUCGAAGGCUGGUCAUGCCAGAAUAGACCAUUUGAUCCGGUCAGCAAGCAUGACACAUUAUAAAGACACUCGCAACGGACUUCUCGGAACAGAUUUCAGCACAAAGCUCUCUGCCUGGCUCGCACUUGGAUGUAUCACGGCACGACAAAUUCACCAUGAUCUUCUUGCAUUCGAAGACGGUACAGAUGGAGGCAAGUGGAAAGGCAUCCAGGGCUACGGAAAGGGUGAGAAUCCAGGUACUGCAGCGGUACGGUUUGAGCUCCUCUGGCGAGACUAUAUGCGACUCUGCACGAGGAAGUUCGGGCCACGUUUAUUUCACCUGAGCGGCUUUCGAAAUGAUGACUCGUAUCCGUGGAAGAUGCCAAGCAAAGCACAGCCGGAGUUGGAAGAGAUGCUUACCCGCUUUCUAAAUGGGACCACCGGCACAGGUCUUAUCGAUGCGAGUCAGCGCGAGCUCUUCCUCACCGGCUAUACCAGCAAUCGCGCACGGCAGAAUGUGGCAAGCUUUUUAAGCAAGCACCUCGGCAUCAAUUGGAUGCUGGGCGCAGAAUGGUACGAGUGCUUGCUGGUUGAUUACGAUGUCAGCAACAACUGGGGUAAUUGGCAAUACGUCGCUGGUGUAGGAAAUGAUCCGCGGGGAGAAGCCAGAGUAUUCAACCCAAUCAAGCAGUCUUUCGACUACGACUCGGACGGCGAUUAUGUCAAAGCCUGGGUGCCAGAGCUGAGGGGGUUGGACGAUCUGCAAAAGAUCUUUCAAGCUUGGAAGAUGAAUGAUGAGGAAAAAAAGGAGCAUGAACUAGAAGGACAAGAUAUGAUUGAGAAGCCCCUGAAGAAGAUUGACUUCCACGUGGGACGGAGAGGCGGUGGAGGAGGUCAAUAUGGAGGUAGCAGUAGAGGGAAUCAGAGGCACGAUAAGGCCGGUGAGAGUGGUCGAGGGAAAGGAGGCGGGAGCUUUGGUGCACGUGGAGGCUAUCGUGGGAGAGGAAGAGGACAGAAGGGGCGAGGACAGGCGAGACAGGGCAUGAUGGCCAAGGCAGGUCAAUUUGACUAA
Molecule: messenger RNA, 1578 nt
Organism: Endocarpon pusillum Z07020
Lineage: Eukaryota; Fungi; Ascomycota; Eurotiomycetes; Verrucariales; Verrucariaceae
Exons: 2
Coding region: 1-1578 (525 amino acids)
Biological process (GO): photoreactive repair
Molecular function (GO): FAD binding; damaged DNA binding; deoxyribodipyrimidine photo-lyase activity
Source: RefSeq, a predicted model, not a curated record